AUUCUUUCCAGUUUUAGUUUUACUUCCUUUAAAAUCACGUGAUAUUGACAUGUGACCAAAAUCUUGGAGCAGAAAAAAUGUCGGGAUCUGGAGAUAGAAUCAACAUCUUCCCUUCACGAAUGGCCAUGGCCAUUAUGAAGGGGAGGCUAAAGGGGGCUCAGAAAGGACAUAGUUUGUUGAAGAAAAAAGCUGAUGCUCUUACCAUGAGAUUUAGAGCUAUCCUUAAAAAGAUCAUAGAGACAAAAGUGUUGAUGGGAGAUGUGAUGAAGGAGGCAGCCUUUUCUCUGGCUGAGGCAAAGUUCACUUCGGGAGACAUCAACCACAUGGUUCUACAGAAUGUCAACAAAGCUCAGAUGAAGGUCCGCUCCAAGAAGGACAAUGUAGCAGGUGUGAUGUUACCUGUGUUUGAAAGUUACCAGGAUGGAUCUGACAGUUAUGAAUUAACUGGUCUCUCCCGAGGUGGACAACAGAUAGACAGACUGAAGAAGAACUAUGCACGUGCCAUUCAGUUACUGGUGGAACUCGCUUCAUUGCAGACAUCUUUUGUUACAUUAGAUGAAGUCAUAAAAAUUACAAACAGAAGAGUCAAUGCUAUAGAACAUGUAAUCAUUCCCCGCAUAGAGAGAACACUAGCAUAUAUCACUUCAGAGCUUGAUGAAAGGGAAAGAGAGGAAUUUUACAGGUUGAAGAAAAUUCAGGAGAAAAAGAAGAAGAUUCGAGCCGAGGCUGAAGCUAAAGCGGCUCUUCUGAAAGCUCAGAAUAAGCUGGAGGAGCCGACUAGUCUGAUAGCGGAGGAGAGAGAUGAGGACCUUCUGUUUAAUGAUUAGUGAAAAAUUAGUUUUAGGGGCAUUUUAUGUAUUAAAUUAUACUAUGUAUCAGAUAUUAGCUGGACUUGUCAAAGCUUCCAUGACACAUUUAAUAC
This is a messenger RNA of Saccostrea cuccullata (small rock oyster), 922 nucleotides long. Its product is annotated as V-type proton ATPase subunit D-like. The transcript has 7 exons. The coding region runs from base 78 to 827 and encodes 249 amino acids. Gene Ontology annotation, molecular function: proton-transporting ATPase activity, rotational mechanism. The record is from RefSeq and is a predicted model, not a curated record. Gene Ontology annotation, cellular component: proton-transporting V-type ATPase complex. Lineage: Eukaryota; Metazoa; Mollusca; Bivalvia; Ostreida; Ostreidae.